GCACUGCAGGGAAGCGGGUGGGCGCAGCGGAGCGCGACCCCCGGCCGGCAGCUGCGGCGCGAGUUCGCGGCCCGCGGGUUCCCACCCGGCGGCGGGGCGCUGGGGCUUGGCCGAGGUUCAGCCCGCCCGCCGCUGCCGCCGCCGCCGCCGCUCCCCGCCCCCCUCCCGGGUCCCUGGAGGCUCCGCGGCUGCCGGAGCGAGAGGUGGAGCCGAGCCCGCGGCGGCCGCGCAGGAGGGAAAGUUCGGCGGCGGCGGGAGCCGCGGGGACCGGCCGGGCAGCCCGGAGGGCGCCUCGGGAUUCCUUUCCGUUUCACGGGAGGAAGCCCAGGUAUUUUCACCCAGAGGAGGAACGAUGUAGCUCCAGGCUCAGCUUCUCUCCUCAUACUUGCAGGUCCCUUCUUUGUGGUCUGCUGCACCUCUGGAAGGCUAUGAUGGGAAUGAAGGUGGCCGCCUGCAGGUUUCACCGGACCGGCUGCUUCUGCCUAGAAAGUCAUCCUUUCCAAGCAGGAAAAGUGCUCCCCGUGGUGGUCGACCUCAAGGGACCAGACACACUGUAGAGAGAAAUGGAUGAAAGCAGCCUGGGGGGCCCCAGACUCGUGCUCCCCGCGGUCUAGUCCAGGGACGCCCUUCGGCGGGGCCCUGGCCUUCUGGAAUGUGGCCGGCUGCGGCUGCAUGGCUGAUUGCUGAGUGACGAUGCUUCGCCGGGGGCUGCUGGCGUGGGUCUCUCGCGUGGUGGUUUUGCUCGUGCUGCUCUGCUGUGCCGUGUCCGUGCUCUACAUGCUGGCCUGCACCCCGAAGGGGGACGAGGAGCGGCUGGGGCUGCCCCGGGCCAACGGCCCCACGGGGAAGGAGGGGUACCAGGCGGCCCUGCAGGAGCGGGAGGAGCAGCACCGCCACUACAUCAGCAGCCUCAAGCGGCAGGUCGCACAGCUCAAGCAGGAGCUGCAGGAGCGCGGCGAGCGGCUCAGGAGCGCGCAGUCUCACCCCAGCGACGCGGCGGGCCUGCGGCUAGAGCCGGGGCCUCCCGAGAAAACCCAGGCGGACCUGCUGGCCUUCCUGCGCUCGCAGGUGGACAGGGCGGAGGUGCACGCCGGCGUCAAGCUGGCGACGGAGUACGCCGCCGUGCCUUUCGACAGCUUCACGCUGCAGAAGGUGUACCAGCUGGAGACCGGCCUGACUCGGCACCCCGAGGAGAAGCCCGUUAGGAAGGACAAGCGGGAUGAGCUGGUGGAAGCCGUGGAGUCGGCCCUGGAGACCCUGAACAGCCCUGCGGAGGGCAACCCGAAUCGGCGCCCCUACUCGGCCUCGGAUUUCAUAGAAGGGAUCUACCGCACAGAGAAGGAUAAAGGCACUCUGUAUGAGCUCACGUUCAAAGGGGAGCAGAAGCACGAAUUCAGACGACUCGUCUUGUUUCGACCGUUUGGCCCCAUCAUGAAAGUAAAACAAGAAAAGCUCAACAUGGCCAACACACUCAUCAACGUUAUCGUGCCACUGGCAAAGCGGGUCGACAAGUUCCGGCAGUUCAUGCAGAAUUUCAGGUUUGCUCGUUUGGAGAUGUGCAUCCAACAGGAUGGGAGAAUUCAUCUCACCGUUGUUUACUUUGGGAAGGAAGAAAUGAAUGAGGUCAAAGGAAUACUUGAAAACACUUCCAAAGCUGCCAACUUCAGGAAUUUUACCUUCAUCCAACUGAACGGAGAGUUUUCUCGGGGAAAGGGCCUUGAUGUGGGAGCCCGCUUCUGGAAAGGAAGCAAUGUCCUUCUCUUUUUCUGUGACGUCGACAUCUACUUCACCUCCGAAUUCCUCAAUACGUGCAGACUGAACACACAGCCAGGGAAGAAGGUAUUUUAUCCGGUCCUUUUCAGUCAGUACAAUCCCGGCAUAAUAUAUGGCCAUCCGGACGCAGUGCCUCCCUUAGAACAGCAGCUGGUGAGUAAUGAUCCGCAGGGGCCCUUGUGUGGCUCUGUGUCCUCUCUUUCAUUACCAGGGGCACCUGACCAUGAGUAAAGGUGAGUGGAAAUCUGUGGAUUGAUUCCCAUAGUAAUUUUUAAGUUUGGCAUAUGUUCUGGCCUUUGCUCCCAGCACCUUGUUCAUUAAAAGUGCUUGCAGUAUUUAAAAGCGGAAAAUAAAUAGGAACAGUACCUCAUGGAAAGGUAAUUUCACACCUUCGUAGUUUUCUUACAUGGGUUUGGGAAACUAGGAUUAUUGCAUUACGGAUGCAGCACAUUUUCUCUUUGUUAUUACAAACGCUCCCAGGUAAGGAAGGUGACGGAUGGCAAAUGGAAGCCAGAAGGGGGUGACUCUCCCCAGGUCACAUGGCGAGUGAGUCAGUGGGGGAGUGAGGACCAGAUCCAGUGCCCGCCCCUCAUGCCACCAUUCCCACAGAUCACAGUCCCUCUGGGCCUUGGUCACCAGCAAGGUGGCUCUUAAAGGAAAGCUGGAGGGGCUUCUCUGCCAAGAUCGUAGCUGCGCAGGUCACGGAGAGUGGAACACACGGCCACCAAGGAGCUCUGUAGGCUGAGUGGUCUUGGUGGCAGUGGUGGUGGCAGCAGUGAACCCAUUUAGCAGAGAAGCCGUGCGGGCCACAGGAGAGAGUCUCUGGAACGCAUGUAGAUAUGCCCUUCUGAGAUGAAAGUCCCCAUUAUUGUGUGUCACCCCCAACUCGGAUGGUGACCUUUUCCGGCAGAGAGAUGAGCUGAGUGUGUCUAAGGCUGCCUUCCCGCUCAGGCUGAGUACCAGGAGACCACUGACCUUGGGCUGUCGGUUCUUCACCGCCUUGAGCGUUUCUUCUGUUUCCUCUGGAGGCAAAGCCGUGUCUCUUCCCACGAAGUGCAUCUUAGGGUGGGGAAGGGAGAUCUGCUGUGUGAAUGUGAAGGUGGGAAGGAACCGAGUCUCUCAUGCUUCUGUGCAGUGGCAGAGUAAAUUGAUUUUCAUUGAAAACAUGCGUUCUUUGAAAUUCUCUUGGAGGACCAAUUCUGUCCUGAAGCUUCCAGAGUAGCAAAACCUGUUCUCUCUAGCCCCAUCCUCCAGUAAACCUCUGGCAGCUGUUACAGUGAUCUUUUCCAGAAGAUUUCAGCUUGGGUUCCCUGAGGCUGGAUGGGGUUGACUCCUCACCCAUCCAGCAUGGUUUCCCUCCGGGCCCAUGUUGCGCGGCACAGUAAUAAUACAGUUCUCUCCCCUGCUCGGUGGAAUUCCAGCACCAGAUACGCUGAGUAUCUGUUGACGUAACUGUUUGUGUAUGUGUGCUGCUGUGUAUGUCGCCACGGAAAGUGUUUUCCAUUCCCCAAGAAUCAGUUUUUAUCUGCUUGAGGGUGAUAUCGCUUCUGUUGAGACACAAACCUUCUUGUUUCCCUUCCAUGAGUUCUGAGCUUAAAAUAGGGUUUCGGGGGGAAAUGGGAUACAGGAUUUAUUUUCUUUCAACCUACAUUCCUUUGGUUUUAAAUAAAGUGCUUCUUUAUGUUUGACAUCAAAUGUGAUUAAUGUUUUCAACUUCAAACUCAUAAAGGUCCUAUUUGCUUGCAAAGAAUUCUUUUUCAUUUCACACUUUAAAAGUUUUAUCCUUGUGUUAGCAUUCCUGCAGAGAAGCAGGUGCAGCGGGAAAUGAGAGGUGUGAUACGGUUCAACCAGUUUCUUGGAUCCCUAGAAUUAAUGGACAAGCAGAAGCAGAACUCAGAUCGCCGUGUCCAUAGCUAGAGCCUUGGAAUAAUCCCGCAACCGGGGACCUUUACUUCCAAAUAGACCUUAGAGCUUUCCUAGAGCAUAUAUAUCUGGUAUGUUAGGAUUCAGUGUUCAUGAGGAUUCAGUCCAGAAAAACACAGGGUUCUCAUCCACAAAAGGAAAGUGUUGAUUAUGUUUGUUAUUGGAUGAGCCAUUUCUGGAACCCUUGCUACCUGCAGAGAACUAGACUGGACAUUCUGGAGGAGUCAGAGGAACUGAAACAGUUUCAUAUGCUCGGCAGUGACUGGAGAGGUCACUUUACUCUCUCGUUUUCGUAGACUUGCCCAAGAUCCCACAACCAGCUAGUAGCAGAACUCAGGCCCAGAACAGGAUCUCCUUACCCUAGUGCACUGAAAGCAGAUUGACUUUGGAGCUAGAUGAGGGCUGAAAUAUAAAGGAAAUGGGCUGACAAAAAUUCCAAGGGAGAACAUUAAGCUACAGAAAUUCAUAUAAUGGAGACAGAAUGUGUAGGUCCUGAGAAGGUUCAAAAUAAAAAGAGAUGGUUAGGAACGGUGAAUUAGGAGAGACUUCCUAGCAAGGGUUCAUUUUGUCUCCGUUGUGAAAGAUCUGAGAUCUACAGCUACUCUGGAGAGCCACCCUUGGAGUACAUCCGUCUCCAGGUGGAGGGAGGUUGCAGGUCCAGAAGGGAGCUAUGGCGAGAAGGACUCACGGAUGCAAACACAAGACGAGUGCUCAAGCGGCCUCGCAAAUAUGACCUCCUGAGUGCCCCGUGCUGGUCACUGCUGUUUGAUAACACUUUGUCUUCAGACUAAAGCUGGAAGCCACAUUCCUGGGGUGUGUGUGUGUGUGUGUGUGUGUGUGUGUGUGUGUGUGUUUAGACUACUUGUUUCUUUACUUUUGAGUACAGACCAUUAAUAAUUAGAAGUAUGUGAAAUCAUGGGAUUUUAUGCUAACAUUUAAUUUCUUGAGUUGUAAACCUGAGAUAAAACUUGCUCAUGCUUUAAUGAAGAAACAGCUCAGAGAUCAAGGAAUGACUCCGAUUUAAAUAAUUAUUGGGGCUCCUGGGUGGCUCAAUGGGUUAAAGCCUCUGCCUUCAGCUCAGGUCC
Messenger RNA from Mustela erminea (ermine), 4781 nucleotides. It is a transcript of the gene CSGALNACT1, whose product is annotated as chondroitin sulfate N-acetylgalactosaminyltransferase 1. The transcript is spliced from 7 exons. Lineage: Eukaryota; Metazoa; Chordata; Mammalia; Carnivora; Mustelidae. Gene Ontology annotation, molecular function: glucuronosyl-N-acetylgalactosaminyl-proteoglycan 4-beta-N-acetylgalactosaminyltransferase activity. The record is from RefSeq and is a predicted model, not a curated record. The coding region runs from base 694 to 2004 and encodes 436 amino acids. Gene Ontology annotation, cellular component: Golgi cisterna membrane.